UAAAAAGGUGCUGCAGCAUUUAAUCCUGUCAGAUGAGAGCAAAUACCUGCACACGCAAACUUCACCAGACCAAAGAAAAAGCAAGAUGGCCUUCAAAGUUGCAGCUCUUCUGUCUAUUUUCAUGCUCACUUACAUUAUGGCUCCACUGGUUAUAACUUCAGAUAUCCAGUCAUCGUAUCCUAUUUCACUACUUGUAUACAACUCGCUCACUAACGAGAAGAAUUUGACUUUCACCACUAACAUUGCAUACAGAGGGAUCUUACUUGGUGCUAUGAGAAAGAUCCAAACAGCCAAUAAGAAUUUCAGAUUCACCACUAAAGAGGAUCCAAACUACGGCCCAUUCCUUGUAAGUGUAAACAGAUUGGCAGGGGACAAUAAAAAACAUACAUACUGGGAGUUGCUUAUCCAACCUCAGAAUGGCACCAUAAUCAUGGCUGAUGUGGGUGUCGGCUGUUACAUACCAAACCCAAAUGAUACGAUUAUCCUCAAAUUCACUAAAUGGUAAUCCAAAGUAGUGGAGCUGUAAUCAGCAUGGGGCUUUUGGACUCAGUACAAAAAAGCAUGAUACAUUGUGGUAAAUCAUGAAUGGAAAAAAUCUGUGAAAAAAAAACAGGAUCCUAUUAAAACAUGGAACUGUUAAUCAUGCUGUAGGUAAUCUUCAAUCUUCAAUCUGUAUGUAAUCUUCAAAAUUAAUCUUCAUGUGUGUUGCUGACUUUGUUUUUGAAAUGUCAUUGAGAAAUGAUUUAUCUGACCUUAUAUGCAAACCCUAUUUUGAGCUAUUUUUGGUGUAUUUUCAAAUGCCUUACAAAUUUGGCUAAAUGUUUCUAUUCAAGGUUAUGACACUUUUCAACAUUUACUCUUAACUUGUUGGUGGAAAAAUAAUAAAAGCUUAAACGUCA
Molecule: messenger RNA, 899 nt
Organism: Tachysurus fulvidraco (yellow catfish)
Lineage: Eukaryota; Metazoa; Chordata; Actinopteri; Siluriformes; Bagridae
Product: transcobalamin-1-like
Exons: 4
Coding region: 86-505 (139 amino acids)
Biological process (GO): cobalamin transport
Molecular function (GO): cobalamin binding
Source: RefSeq, a predicted model, not a curated record